AUGUCUACUGGCAAGCCGGAUCAGGGACCUCAGCCUGUCUGCUUCAGUGGCCCAUGCACCAUGAUCGUCAAAGACGGCCAGUCUAAGGAAGAUAUCACCUGCCGUUGUGGUUUUGGAUACUUUGAUAAACAGAAGAACGAGUUCAUUUCCGGUAAAUUGGUUCGGGAAGGUAAAGCACUCACCCGUCAACAGUACGAGCAACACGUUCGCGCCUGCGACAGGAAAGACAUCGGCCGGCCGAUCCUAAGCAGGAUGUACAUUGGCAACCAGAAUCAGCAGACGACAAUCUAUCAUGGCUCCACGGGCAGUAGCAAGAUGGCUGAAAGUCUGGAGGAGGUCAAGUCUGAACUGGCAGACCUCGCGACCCAGUCGACUAAAUCCCAAGACCACCGACACGUGGGCGCCCAAUUCUCCUCGCAUCCGACUACAUCACAAGACCACAGGCAUCUGAGCAGCUCUGCCAGCGUCGCGCCCCGGCAGCCCCACUCGUACUCGGGUAGAAAUCAAGUCGCAUAUUCCACAGAUGCUACGCGCCACGGACAGCGGCCAGAACCAGCCAGUCGGAGACCUUCCGCAACAUCGAGGCCUACUGGUCACAACAAUCGGCACUCACAUAAGGAGGAAGAGUCCGAUUCAGAGAACACAGAUAGUUCUGACGAGUCGGUCGCGCCCGAGAACAAGAAAUAUGCAAGGAGACCCUCAUCGAGCAUACCAAAAUCAGGCGUGAGCAAGGAACGAAGUGACUAUAGUGCGAGUUCAGCCCCACAAACCAAGUCCAGGCACAUAGGCGACCCAGGGAGAGAACCGAGAGCGCCUGAGACACGUGUCAGACAGACAGACUCAUCUGAUCGCAGAGCCCUGUCCCCAAGGGGAGUCAACAUGCCCGUACGAAACUCGCAAAACAAUCUCAAUAUUGCUGUCGACCCAAAAAGCGCACGGCCGCUCGUGAGUUCCUACCAGCCAGCAGCACAAUAUCCGACGGGUGGAAAGGGGAAGCAGCCAGACCGAGACCGCUACGAGAGACAUAAAUAG
Molecule: messenger RNA, 1032 nt
Organism: Cyphellophora attinorum
Lineage: Eukaryota; Fungi; Ascomycota; Eurotiomycetes; Chaetothyriales; Cyphellophoraceae
Exons: 2
Coding region: 1-1032 (343 amino acids)
Source: RefSeq, a predicted model, not a curated record